Messenger RNA from Nelumbo nucifera (sacred lotus), 344 nucleotides. RefSeq lists its product as uncharacterized. NCBI's taxonomy places the organism in Eukaryota, Viridiplantae, Streptophyta, Magnoliopsida, Proteales, Nelumbonaceae. The record is from RefSeq and is a predicted model, not a curated record.
GCCAUUACUUUGUUUUUUCAUCAUUCAUCACAAGCCCGUCUUGAGUAAUAUCUGUGUUGUAAGUUCUCUGCAAAGAGGCCAAAAGAGGAAAAAGAUGGCUGACAACUCUCAAAAAGCGAGCUUCAACGCUGGUGAAGCCAAGGGCCAAACUCAGGCCAAAGCAGAUCAGAUGAUGGACAAGGCAAGCAAUGCCUAUGAAUCAGCCAAAGAGUCAUGUCAAGAGGCUGGUCRACAAAUGCAGGCUAAGGCACAAGGGGCCACUGAUGCUAUCAAGGAUGCCACCGGGAUGAACAAGUGAAAAGUUCUUGCUUCAUAGAUGUUUUGGUUUUUGAUUUCUUGAUAUA